CUUACCUGUAUCAAAGUAUAUCUGCACCUCCACAUCAAAAUACUAAUCUCCACAAGGAAAGUCCAAGGUUUAACUGUUGCACCUUCCUCUGCUCCGUCUAUUAUCAACUUCCACACUCAUAUCUCCGAGUCUGACACCUCACAAUGAUCUAUCUCUGCUUCUCCCCUGCAGUCCUCAUCCUUUUUUUCACCCUGCAUCCAGUAUAAAUCUUCCUGCCGACCACCAUGUCAGCCAAGAAACACCAUCCAGCUUUUCGCGAUCCUAUCCUCAAUGCCAUCAAUAUCCGCACCGUGCUCGCCCUCCUCGGCACUCUCCUCACCAUCAAGCUCCUGAACCUGCUGGCACGCCUCACGGGGGUACGACGCACCUCGCCCCGAUAUCCCUACAGCUACGUCGGUCAAGCCAUCAGUCGCAAAGAGCAGCACAUCAUUCAGAUCCUACUUGAAAUCAUCCCCGAGAGCAGCACCUCGGUGAAUACCAGUCUGCCCUCCAACACAGGCUUCUCCUGCGCAGACGAUAGACCCACCACGGCCGACAGUGUUCCCUCCUCCAGUCUGGUCAUUCCCCUCAUGCCGGUGCCGUCGCGGGUCGUUCAACUGUCUCACAGCGCGCCUACCCGGAGCUUGGAGCUCGCUAUUGCCGAUAGAGACCGGGGGUUUGACGACCAUACGAGCACGCGCGCGAGCGUGCACUUCCUGGGCCACCAGCCGCUUCCUAGUGACUCGGUUUACUCGUCGAUUGUCCGGAGGAGUCUGUCGAUUAGUGAUCCGAAUUCCAACUGUUCGAGUCCGCAGCAGGGUAUGCUUCCCGGGGUGCGGUUCUCAGGGUUCAUGUCGGAUAGGUUGCGGUUUAGUAUUCUGAGUCGGCCAUGGUCGAUGGAUAGUGUGUUAGCGGAUGAGUCGCAGCCUGAACCGGUCACGUUGGAUAUGGCACAGCUGCAGCAGACGCGCACGGCAGACAGCUACCCGGGACCGUUUCCCAUCAGUGAUGGAUUGGAGCCGAGCUCGUUAGCCACGGCGCAGUGUGCCAACAAUGGGGCCAGCGAGGCCACGGCGGUGCGGACCUCGGUGAGGCCGUUUACCGAUGUGUAG
Messenger RNA from Aspergillus neoniger CBS 115656, 1091 nucleotides. RefSeq lists its product as uncharacterized. The transcript has a single exon. The coding region runs from base 225 to 1091 and encodes 288 amino acids. Lineage: Eukaryota; Fungi; Ascomycota; Eurotiomycetes; Eurotiales; Aspergillaceae. The record is from RefSeq and is a predicted model, not a curated record.